ACGUGCGUAGCUUUUGACGAAGGUUACGUGGUGUAUGAUGAUAUUGGCGGAUACUUUGACUUGAGAAAAGUGGGAAACAACACGGGAAUCAUGAGUAAACAUAUGUACUCUACUGCGAACCUAUCUGACAAAGAAUUGAAAGAACAAGGGAACCGAUUGUUCAGCUUGAGACGUUUUGAAGAUGCUAUGAACUGCUACACUAAGGCUAUCAUAAAAAACCCGUCAGUAGCAACUUACUUCACAAAUCGGGCACUAUGUCACCUCAAGAUGAAGCGCUGGGAGGCAACAUGCCAAGAUUGCAGACGUGCUUUGGAUAUAGACGCAAAUCAAGUCAAGGGCCACUUUUUUUUGGGACAGGCUUUGGUGGAACUGGAGUGCUACGACGAAGCUAUAAAACAUCUUCACCGAGCCAACGACUUAGCCCGGGAACAGAAGUUGAACUUCGGUGACGAUAUAGCGGCCCAAAUUCGAAUUGCACGCAAGAAAAGAUGGAACGUGCAGGAGGAAAAACGGAUAGCGCAGGAAAUCGAACUUCAGAGUUAUUUGAAUAGGCUAGUAAGUGAAGACAUGCAGCGUAGAAUAGAAUCUAUUAAAUUAGAAAAUAAUAAUGAAGAGGAAGCUAGUGCAAAAAUAUCCAAAGUCGAAGAGGAAACUAAUAACUACACUAGUGAAUUAAAUAAUUUAUUUGCAAAAAUAGAUGAGAGAAGAAGAAAGCGUGAUGUACCCGACUAUCUGUGCGGAAAGAUCAGCUUCGAGAUCCUCAAUGAGCCCGUCAUCACGCCUAGUGGCAUUACAUAUGAGCGGAAGGAUAUCGAGGAGCAUCUAGAGCGAGUCGGCCACUUUGACCCGGUGACCCGCGUAAAGUUGACAGCAGACCAACUAAUUCCUAACUUCACAAUGAAGGAGGUAGUGGACGCGUUUCUCCAGGACAAUGAAUGGGCACUUGAUUACUAAUUUCAAUCGUUCCAGAACAUUUUGCUAGAAUGUUCGAGAACAUUCUGUUUCAUUGUUAUCCCACGACCACGGCUGACUCCAGGCCUUUUGCGACAGCGGUUCUGGUAGUAAUCAAGUGUCAAGGCACUUCCAUUGUUUUUUUGUCUUCCGUGUUCCCGAAAUAUUGGUUUGCUACAAAAAAUAUAAUAAAAUAUAAUAAAAUACUUUUCCUAUGUGUAAUAAUCGCGAAAACCUAAGAACUCAAUACCUAACGUAAAUGAUUGAAUUUUCUUUGGCUUUUACUGUCCGAAAUGCCAUCUUUGAUAACAAGAAAUAAUGAAAAAGGCGUAUUAUACACGUAAAGAUAAUCAAAUGUGUUAAUUUGGAAUCCAAUAAAUAAGGUCUUCCGGACUCAUGUAUGAAUCAAUGUUUGUUUUAAUAUGAAUAUUUAUUGAUUCCAAUGACUUACAGUAUGUGGAAAAUGUAUGUAUAUAAGGUAAGUAAGUAUUUAACUGGGUUUUAUUGCGCUCUGUACUUUAGUUUUGGCUACUGGUUAAAAGAUGUUUUAAUGAAGAGGUCCGCCUUUUUCUUUUGUUGCAAUUAAGAUGCGGAGUCACAUUGGAUGUUUGGGUAAGGAAAUGUCACUUUAAGUUGGUUCACCAUUAUUUCGCAUAAAACCAAUUAAUGUCGUAACUCUAAAUUGUGGAAUUGAAAAAAAUAUUAU
Molecule: messenger RNA, 1657 nt
Organism: Hyposmocoma kahamanoa
Lineage: Eukaryota; Metazoa; Arthropoda; Insecta; Lepidoptera; Cosmopterigidae
Gene: STUB1
Product: E3 ubiquitin-protein ligase CHIP
Exons: 8
Coding region: 91-954 (287 amino acids)
Biological process (GO): protein quality control for misfolded or incompletely synthesized proteins; protein polyubiquitination; proteasome-mediated ubiquitin-dependent protein catabolic process
Cellular component (GO): cytoplasm; Z disc
Molecular function (GO): protein-folding chaperone binding; ubiquitin protein ligase activity
Source: RefSeq, a predicted model, not a curated record